CGUGCCGGAAGCGCCGGCUCCGCCGGGGCGGUUGGCGCUGUAGCUUGAGAGGGAGAUGCCGGGUCCUCCCGAAGGCUAGCGACAGGAGACGAUGAGCUGCGCCAAUCACUGGGGCGCACGGCUGCUGAGCCUACGCGUGGCCCCCGCCGGCGUGUUCUGCGUGGCCUUCCUGGCCCGGGUGGCCUUGGUUUUCUACGGGGUCUUCCAGGACCGCACGCUGCUCGUGCGCUACACGGACAUCGACUACCACGUGUUCACGGACGCGGCGCGCUUCGUCACGGAGGGCCGCUCCCCGUACGCCCGGGCCACGUACCGGUACAGCCCGCUGCUCAGCUGGCUCCUCACGCCCAACGUGUACGUGAGCGAGCUCUUCGGCAAGUUCCUGUUCAUCAGCUGCGACCUCCUCACCGCCGCCCUGGCCUACCGCCUGCUGCUGCUCCGCGGGCUCGGGCGGCGCCGCGCGUGCGGCUACUGCGUCUUCUGGCUCCUGAACCCGCUGCCCAUGGCCGUGUCCAGCCGAGGCAACGCCGACUCCGUCGUGGCCUCCCUGGUGCUCGGCGCCCUGUACCUCAUCGAGAAGCGCCUGGUGGCGGCCGCCGCGCUCGUGUACGGCUUGGCGGUGCACAUGAAGCUGUACCCCGUGACCUACAUCCUCCCCAUCGCCCUGCACCUGCCGCCCGAGCGCGCGCGCAUGCGCGGCCGGGCCCCGGGCGCAUCCGGGUAUUCGUGGCCGGCGCGCCUCCGCGACUUGCUGAGCAGGCUGUGCCAUCCGUCGGUGCUGCGCUUCGUGGCCGUGGCGGGGCUCACGUUCUCGGCCCUGAGCUUGGGUUUCUACUGUAAAUACGGCUGGGAGUUCCUGGAGCACGCCUACCUCUAUCACGUGACCCGGCGGGAUAUCCGGCACAACUUUUCCCCGUACUUCUACCUGCUGUACUUGACGGCCGAGAGCCCGGGGAGCCUCGCGCUGGGCCUCGCCGCCUUCCUGCCGCAGUGCCUGCUGCUCGCCGCCGUGUCCUUCGCCUACUACAGGGACCUCGUCUUCUGCUGUUUCCUUCACACGGCCAUUUUCGUCACCUUCAACAAAGUCUGCACCUCCCAGUACUUCCUCUGGUACCUCUGCCUUCUGCCUGUCGUGAUGCCCCUGGUGAGGAUGCCCUGGAGAAGGGCCGUGGUGCUGCUCCUGCUCUGGUUCGUCGGGCAGGCGCUGUGGCUGGCCCCCGCCUAUGCCCUGGAGUUCCAGGGGAAGAACACGUUUCUGCUCAUUUGGUUGGCUGGGUUGUUCUUCCUGCUCAUCAACUGUUCCAUUCUGAUUCAGAUAAUUUCCCACUACAAGGAGGAGCUCCCAGCAGAGAGACUCAAAUAUGACUGACGAAAUGUUCUGGACCUUCUGCCACUUAUAUACGUUCUGAUUAUCUUGGAUGGAGCACGAAAGAAAAAAAAUAUUUUUGGAUUUUUUUUUUUCCUCCCUGAACAGUCUGGGUACUCUAAUGAAGGUUCCCUUGUUCCAACAAAUUCAGACCAGUGCUGCCUGCCUUAUGAGUAAGGGGACCCGAUAAUCGAGGCCUACCUUUUAGAAAAAUCUUAGGACUCAUUUGUUUAGGAUGCCAUGAGAAAAAAAACUGAAAGGCCGAUGAAACCAUCAAAAGUUGAAAAUUCCUGUGGAAUUUUAGGACUAUAUGAUCAAUACCGGUAUUGGUUCCGGUUAUACUAUGCCAGGGUCUUAAGCUGUGUCUUACUCCCCAAUUUGUCUUCCUGUAGUUUUCCUGAUAGCUGUGAAAAUUCACAGUAUUCAUACAUACAACCUUUUAAGAUACAAAGUAUUAAGUAAUACUAUGCUAUGUUGGGAAAGUUUUGUAUUAAAUGUGGGGCUUGUUUUGUGA
This is a messenger RNA of Jaculus jaculus (lesser Egyptian jerboa), 1880 nucleotides long. It is a transcript of the gene Pigm, whose product is annotated as phosphatidylinositol glycan anchor biosynthesis class M. The transcript has a single exon. Gene Ontology annotation, cellular component: membrane; glycosylphosphatidylinositol-mannosyltransferase I complex. The record is from RefSeq and is a predicted model, not a curated record. Gene Ontology annotation, biological process: GPI anchor biosynthetic process. The coding region runs from base 92 to 1369 and encodes 425 amino acids. Gene Ontology annotation, molecular function: GPI mannosyltransferase activity; alpha-1,4-mannosyltransferase activity. Lineage: Eukaryota; Metazoa; Chordata; Mammalia; Rodentia; Dipodidae.